AUGAUUCAGUGGUUUGCUAGUAGGAAUAGUAGUUCAAUUUACUGUAUAAGAAUAAAGCAUGGACCCCAUUAUCCUAAUUCAGUGGCUGUGGUUGUUCUUGUUGGUGUGGGUGUUGUGUGGGAAAAUGAGAAGUUGAUGGUCAUGAUUGUAAGAGCUGAUAAAGAGAAAUCUGGGACAAUGGCACGUACAAAGAGGUUCACUAAAAGGACCAACUCGACAACCUCCAAUGCUAAUGAACUCAUAAGCAAUGAACAAGAACAGAACAUAAACGUCCAACUUACGACUGAAGAACUGAAUAGUCAGCCACAUCACAUAGUGGUCCACCAACAAGUUCCUUCUGCUCAAUCUGCUGAAUCUGCUCCUACACAUGCUGCAUCUUCAUCUGCUCAACCUACACCAGCAAUAUCUCAAUCUGAAUCAGUUGGUCGUCAAUCUGAGGACUCAAAUCCAAGACCACGAAACCCUUCCCAAAGGACAUGCAACAAGUAUUGGGUUGUUGAUGUGUUAGCUGAUAAUGGAAUGGCUGAUGAGGAGAGAUUACGUGUGCGGGAUCUUUUGGUACUUCCUCCUCAUAAGAGGGUAGUUCUUGAAUGGAAUGAAGACAAUCAACCUGUUGGGGAGGCUGCUGGCCUAUUCGGUGGUUUUUUGGGACACAUUGCAUGUAACCCUAACAUAUUCCCUAUAAGUUAUGCAAGGUGGCCUGACGUACCUAAGAUCUACAAGGACGAUGUUUGGGUCAGCACUAUUAAGAAGAGAUUCGUUAUGGAUAAUGAUGACCACUACCAUUAUUGUAUGGGCAACAUGGGUAAGAAAUGGAAAGACAAUAGGUGGAGACUAGCCAAUGAAAUAUAUGAGAAAGAUAAAACUUUUCAGGAAAACCUUGAUCUUUACCCUGAAGGCAUGACAAGAGAACAAUGGGCAAGUUUUUUGACAUACAAAACAAGUGAGAAGGCAAAGAAGUAUAGUAUUAUCAAUACUGCAAAUAGACAGAAACAAACAAUCCCACACACACUUGGCUCAAAGACGUUAGCAAGGAGGAAAAGGGAGCUGGAGAUACAAGAAGGACGCAAAUUUAGCAGAGGUGAGAUGUAUGCUGUUUCUCAUAUCAAAAAGGAUGGCAAUUUUGUGAAUGAGGAAGCUAGGCUAAAAAAUGAUAAUUUAAUUAUAGAGAUGGAUAAAGCCAAUUUCGAAGAUGAGGCUUUUGUAAAUGUGUUUGGGAAGGAGCACCCAGGUCGAGUUAGAGGCAUGGGUUUUGGGGUGGUCCCAAGCCAAAUCCGUAGAACAUCUACCAGUUCAGCCUCAACUUCUUGUAGUGGUCCUACACAAGCUGAGUAUGAUGCCCUGAAAGGAGAAUUGGACACUAUAAAAGGCAAGAUGGCUGAGUUUGAUACAUUGAAAUCGCAAAUGGCACAUUUUAUGCAAAAUUUUGUUGGCCACUCACCAUCUAAUCAGGUUGUUGACUUGGGCUCUCCUGGAAUCAGAAAGUCCUCCCAUGCUAGUCAUGACCCUUCUGAUGGGCCAACUAUAUCAAAUCAAGCACCCCAACCACCACAAUCCUAA
Gastrolobium bilobum is the source of this 1560-nucleotide messenger RNA. RefSeq lists its product as uncharacterized. The transcript is spliced from 8 exons. Lineage: Eukaryota; Viridiplantae; Streptophyta; Magnoliopsida; Fabales; Fabaceae. The coding region runs from base 1 to 1560 and encodes 519 amino acids. The record is from RefSeq and is a predicted model, not a curated record.